This is a messenger RNA of Pelecanus crispus (Dalmatian pelican), 1917 nucleotides long. The record is from RefSeq and is a predicted model, not a curated record. Lineage: Eukaryota; Metazoa; Chordata; Aves; Pelecaniformes; Pelecanidae.
AUGGGCUUCUGGAAAGAGCUCAUCCUCCAGCUUACUGCAGAGCUAGAGCAACGUCAGAUUUUAACACCGCAUCUGUCUUUUUUAGUCUGUUCACAGUUUUCCAGAGGAGUUUAUGCCAUCUUUGGAUUCUAUGACCAGAUGUCAAUGAACACGCUGACGUCAUUUUGUGGAGCCCUACAUACCUCCUUCGUCACACCCAGCUUCCCAACAGAUGCAGAUGUGCAGUUUGUCAUCCAGAUGCGGCCAGCCUUAAAAGGAGCCAUCUUGAGUCUCUUGACUCAUUAUAAGUGGGAAAAGUUUGUGUACCUCUAUGACACAGAACGGGGAUUUUCCAUUCUUCAGGCGAUCAUGGAAGCAGCAGUACAGAACAACUGGCAAGUGACAGCCAGAUCUGUAGGAAGCAUAAAGGAUGUUCAAGAGUUCAGAAGAAUUAUAGAGGAGAUGGACAGGCGGCAAGAAAAAAGAUACUUAAUUGACUGUGAAGUAGACAGAAUCAACACCAUUUUGGAACAGGUUGUAAUCCUCGGCAAACAUUCUAGAGGCUAUCACUACAUGUUGGCUAACCUGGGUUUCACAGACAUUGUUCUGGAGAGAGUAAUGCAUGGAGGUGCCAACGUUACUGGAUUCCAGAUUGUUAAUAAUGAAAACCCAAUGGUUCAACAGUUUCUACAACGCUGGGUGAGGCUCGAUGAGAGAGAAUUCCCUGAAGCCAAAAACUCACCAUUAAAGUAUACGUCUGCACUGACCCAUGAUGCAGUCCUAGUCAUAGCAGAGGCUUUCCGUUACCUCCGAAGACAGCGUGUGGAUGUCUCCAGGAGAGGUAGUGCUGGAGACUGCCUGGCUAACCCUGCAGUACCGUGGAGCCAAGGAAUUGAUAUAGAAAGAGCGCUGAAAAUGGUGCAAGUUCAAGGAAUGACAGGGAACAUCCAGUUCGACACCUACGGGCGGAGAACAAAUUACACGAUUGAUGUGUAUGAAAUGAAAGCCACUGGAUCACGGAAGGUUGGUUAUUGGAACGAAUAUGAAAGAUUUGUGCCAGCGUUAGAUCAGCUGCCCUCUAAUGACACCUCAUCUGUGGAGAACAGAACUAUAGUAGUCACUACCAUCUUGGAAUCACCAUAUGUAAUGUAUAAGAAAAACCAUGAACAACUAGAAGGGAAUGAGAGAUAUGAAGGAUAUUGUGUAGACUUAGCUUCUGAAAUAGCAAAACAUGUUGGAAUAAAAUACAAACUGUCAAUUGUUGGAGAUGGGAAAUAUGGAGCUAGGGACCCUGAGACUAAGAUAUGGAAUGGCAUGGUGGGUGAACUGGUCUAUGGGAGAGCAGAUAUAGCUGUUGCCCCCCUCACCAUAACUCUGGUGCGAGAAGAAGUCAUAGACUUUUCCAAACCCUUUAUGAGCCUGGGCAUCUCCAUCAUGAUCAAGAAGCCUCAGAAAUCUAAACCGGGCGUAUUCUCUUUCCUGGAUCCUUUGGCUUACGAAAUUUGGAUGUGUAUAGUCUUUGCUUACAUUGGCGUCAGCGUAGUUCUUUUCCUAGUCAGCAGAUUCAGCCCUUACGAAUGGCACUUGGAAGACAGCAGUGAAGAACCACGUGACCCUCAGAAUCCUCCCGACCCUCCAAAUGAGUUUGGAAUAUUUAACAGCCUUUGGUUUUCCCUGGGUGCCUUUAUGCAGCAAGGAUGCGAUAUUUCUCCAAGAUCUCUCUCAGGGCGAAUUGUUGGAGGAGUCUGGUGGUUCUUCACUCUCAUCAUUAUCUCUUCCUACACUGCUAAUCUUGCUGCCUUCCUUACGGUGGAGAGGAUGGUUUCUCCCAUAGAGAGCGCAGAGGAUCUGGCUAAGCAAACCGAAAUAGCCUAUGGCACUUUGGAUUCAGGCUCAACCAAAGAAUUCUUUAGAGUAAGUCUGUUAAAUCUCCAUUAG